UCAGUCAGAGUCAGUCAUGGAUCGCCAUCACCGCCAUUGAAAGGUAAAUUCUUGGUCAAACUGAAAACCCCCUUUAAAUCCUGCUGUAAUUAUACUUCUUCAAGUUUCAUCCUGUCUUCCCACUGUCCAGUUUGAUUCCUUUCACAAAUCAAAACUCCUCCCUUGGUCCAGUUUGUCCCCAUCAAACACUCCCAAAAUAACCAAAUAAAAAAGCCAAAAAAAAAAAACCCAAAAAAUCCCAUUCAAAUCCCACCAAAUCCCCCUCACCUCCAUACUUAUAUAAACCCCAUGUGGUAUUAGUUCUUCUGCCAACAAAGAUCUUUUCUUUCUUUUUCAUUUUUUGGUUCAUUUUCUUUUUCCUGCCCAAAAUGAUAACCAGUAAUUCUACUGGUAACCAUGUCCAUCAGCAUCAUCAGCAGAAAUCUCAUUCUCAUUCUCACCAUAGAAAUCUACCCAAGAGAAUAAUCUUGGUCCGGCAUGGCGAAAGCGAAGGGAACAAAGAUGACUCGGCAUACGUUGCCACCCCGGAUUACAGAAUCCCAUUAACUUCUACUGGCAUUUCCCAAGCUCGGCAAGCCGGAUUAGGCAUCAGGCAGGUGGUUUCCGAUCAGGGUUCUUCUCAGAAUUGGAGAAUUUACUUCUAUGUCUCUCCUUAUGAGCGCACGCGCUCCACGCUCCGGGAGAUCGGCCGGGAAUUUUCUAGGCGUCGAGUGAUCGGUGUCCGGGAAGAGUGCAGGAUUAGGGAACAAGAUUUUGGGAAUUUUCAGGUGGCGGAGAGGAUGAAGAUUAUUAAAGAGACCAGAGAGAAGUUUGGGAGGUUCUUUUAUCGGUUUCCUGAAGGCGAAUCGGCGGCCGAUGUCUAUGACAGGGUUUCCAGUUUCCUUGAAUCUUUAUGGAGGGAUAUAGACAUGAACAGACUUCAACAAAACGCAGCUGAUGACCUAAAUCUCGUAAUUGUAUCUCAUGGACUAGCUAUUCGCGUCUUUCUCAUGAAGUGGUUCAAGUGGACUGUAGAACAAUUUGAGUAUCUAAACAAUCUUGGCAACUGCGAGUUUCGAGUUAUGCAAUUAGGCAUUGGUGGAGAAUAUAGCUUGGCAGUCAAUCAUAGUGAUGAAGAGAUGCAAGCAUGGGGGUUAUCCUCAGAUAUGAUAGCAGACCAGAUGUGGCGAGCUCAUGCCAAGAAGGGGGAUUGGAAUGAAAAGUGUCCUUGGUACCUUGAUGCUUUCUUUGAUAGCCUAGCUGAGACAGAUGAAAGUUCUGAAGAAGAUGAUGAAAGCAAAGAGUUCUUGGACUGCGUGUGAAAGGGGUGUAUAUUUUCCAGUUCUCCUUUGGUUCAGUUGUAUAGGCUAUUUGUCACUUCUUUACUGUACUUCUAGGUGUCACACAACAAUUCCCCCUGUAUCUGUUUCGCCCCACAUUCUCUUGUUAGGAGCUAAAUAUUUUCAUGUCAUAAUGUGAAAACAUCUCUUAGUUUAACAUUGUGGAAAUGACCUAUUAUACAUUACAUUGAUGCCUCCAUGGACAUGAAUCACAAUAAACAAGUUGUUCGGUUUAAA
Molecule: messenger RNA, 1556 nt
Organism: Coffea eugenioides
Lineage: Eukaryota; Viridiplantae; Streptophyta; Magnoliopsida; Gentianales; Rubiaceae
Product: phosphoglycerate mutase-like protein AT74H
Exons: 2
Coding region: 369-1301 (310 amino acids)
Molecular function (GO): phosphatase activity
Source: RefSeq, a predicted model, not a curated record